AUGCUCUUAGCCUUAGUAUUGGCUCUGACCUCCCUGGCACAAGCUAUCUUCUUCGGUGGAGGUGGCGGUGGAGGAGGUGGAGGCUGCUGUCCUGUUCAGUGCCCGCCACCGCAACCAUGUCCCGUAUGCAUCCAGAAUGCAUGCCCACCACCUCCUACAGCUUACUGCCCACAAGUGCAACCAGUCUAUGUUCCAUCAUGUGGAGGAGGAGGUGGUGGUGGAUCCUGCGGAGGAGGUGGUUUCGGAGGUGGUGGAUUUAACGGUGGUGGAUUUAACGGUGGCAGCUAUGCAUCGCCGCCUAUUCCACCUCCAAGUGGCGGUUAUGGAGGAGACUCUGGAGGCGGUAGCUACGCGUCCGCUGGAGGUAUCGGAGGUUACGGAGGUAGUGGAAGUGGAGGUUACGGAGGAGGAAGCUAUGCUGGCCCCCCUAUAGGAGCAGGUGGUGGAGGAGGAGUUGGAGGAGGAAACUAUGGCGGUCCUGUAGGAGGAGGUGGCGGAGGACAAGGUGGAGAAGGAAUUGGUGGUCCCGUGGGAGGAGGUGGAGGAGGAGAAGAGCACAAUGCUGGUGGUGGUGGUGGUGGAGGAGGAGAAGGUCCUGUCGGUGGCGGAGGUGGCGAACCACACCAGCAACAAUUACAAGCCAGUCCAGCAAGUCCUCCUGAUUCUGAAAAUGAAGGGCAAGAAGCACCUCCUGGAGGUGGUUCGCAGGGCAGUUACGUCCCAAAUAUAUACGCGAAAUUACGAUCUGAUUUACCACCUUGCCAGCCGACUAAAAUCAAAUAUGUUGUUUUGAGAUCAAAAAAACAUGCUCAAAACGAGAUGGAGGAAAUCGCCGAGGUGGAUCAUGUGGAAGCAACGGCAUCUCCUAUCGAAGCCAGCCAAAUUGGCGACGAAAUUUCACGAAAUCUCGCCACUGAAGACGCAGUCCGAGAACCCCUUGCGACAUAUGGAGACACAAAAUGUAAUAGCAAAGCACUACGAGAUUUAGUCAUGGAUAACAUCGUUCGAGAAGAUGCACUAGCAUCAAAGCGAAAUAUUCAUGAAUCUUCAUUGAAGAGAUUCCCAGAUUCUACCGUAGAUGUGAUCUGUUCAGGAACAGGUUUCACAUACUUGGUAUCAACGACAGAGCAUUGUGAAGCGCAAAAAGACAACGUGAUCUGUUUUGUUUACAAACGACCUCUUCUUCGACAUUGA
Cylicocyclus nassatus is the source of this 1194-nucleotide messenger RNA. The record is from the annotation of a GenBank genome assembly. Lineage: Eukaryota; Metazoa; Nematoda; Chromadorea; Rhabditida; Strongylidae.